GGGGGCGGCGGAGGCGGAGAAGGAGGAGGCGGCGGCGGUCUGUCCUCGCUGCUGUUCGCGCGCCACGACCCCUUGAGGCUGCACGCAGCGCUGGCCACUGCCGGCCCGGGGCUGUUCCGCCGGCAGACGGGCUUCCCCUGGCCCGAGCACCUGGUGACGGGCGCGCAGACGCCCGCGGGUGAGCGCAAAUCCACGUUCCUCGAUGCCUUCUUCCAAGACGAGCCGGUGCGCCGCGCUAUUAGUCCACCCGCAUCACAGCGGCGUCCGCCCAAGAGGCGGAGGAAGGUGGCCGCGCUCGAGCCGCCGUCCCCGCCCACCUCCGGCUCCUCGCCGCCGUCCAGCGGCAGCGGCGAGCCGCCCCCGCCCAGCCAGCCGCCGCCACCUCCGGCGGGCCGCCUCUUCACCUGCGCCGUGUGCAGCCGCUCGUUCGGCUACAAGCACGUGCUGCAGAACCAUGAGCGCACGCAUACGGGCGAGAAGCCGUUCGCGUGCGCGCAGUGCGGCAAGCGCUUCACGCGCGACCACCACCUCAAGACGCACGUGCGGCUGCACACGGGCGAGAAGCCGUACCGCUGCACGCACUGCGACCGCGACUUCGUGCAGGUGGCCAACCUGCGGCGGCACCUGCGCGUGCACACGGGCGAGCGGCCCUACGCGUGCGAGCUGUGCCCGGCGCGCUUCAGCGACUCGAACCAGCUCAAGGCGCACGCGCUCAUCCACAAGGGCGAGAAGCCGUUCGGCUGCGGCGAGUGCCAGGGCAGGUUCCGGCGCCGGCACCACCUGGUGCACCACAGGUGCGGCGCCGCGAAGCCGCGCAAGCCGGCGCGCAAGCCGCGCGAAGAGGUCUCCGACCACGAGGACCCGGACGACGGCUCCGGAGCCGAGCUCAUCCUCGCGCUGCACAACAACAACGGCAGCGUGCGCAAGGAGCGCACCCGCAAGCCCUUGGAGGUGCGCCACGUGGUCAGGCCGCCCCCGGCGCCGGCCCCCGCCGCCGCCCCCGAGCCGCCCCCGGAGCAGACCGAGCCCGAGGACCUGUCCAUGAGCACGGGCGCGCGCCACAACGGCUACUCGCCGCCCUCCGACGACGACGCCUCGCCUGCCCCCAGGAGGACUGCCGCCUACCUGCACCACCGCCACCCCAAGUUCCGGCGCCUGCUGUCCUAG
Messenger RNA from Bacillus rossius redtenbacheri, 1167 nucleotides. RefSeq names its product protein krueppel-like. Gene Ontology annotation, cellular component: nucleus. The record is from RefSeq and is a predicted model, not a curated record. NCBI's taxonomy places the organism in Eukaryota, Metazoa, Arthropoda, Insecta, Phasmatodea, Bacillidae. The transcript is spliced from 4 exons. Gene Ontology annotation, biological process: regulation of gene expression. The annotation marks the transcript as partial.